CACCGGAUCAGAGUCGGGUGCAGUUUCACUAGAGGAGGAAGCGGAGUUUCCGGCUGUCGAGAACCCGGAGCUAAACGACACCGGCUCGGGAGGGACACCGGUCCUCGCUUCGGUAGUUUUAUCCCAGCAAAACAGGGGGCUCGGGGAGUAGUUUUUUUUUUUUUUUUUUUAAAUUAGGAACAAGGACCCACAAGGCGUUCAGAAGGCGGGGGGUGAGCCACUAUCCACCGGCAUGGCCAGGGACUACGACUACCUCUUCAAGCUGCUCAUCAUCGGGGACAGCGGAGUGGGGAAGAGCAGUCUCCUGCUUCGAUUUGCAGACAACACGUUUUCAGGUAGUUAUAUCACCACAAUCGGUGUGGACUUCAAGAUCCGGACGGUGGAGAUCAACGGGGAGAAGGUGAAGUUACAGAUCUGGGAUACAGCCGGACAGGAGCGCUUUCGCACAAUCACAUCCACGUACUACAGAGGCACACACGGGGUCAUAGUAGUGUACGACGUCACAAGCGCUGAGUCCUUUGUCAACGUCAAACGAUGGUUACAUGAAAUCAACCAGAACUGUGAUGAUGUCUGCCGAAUAUUAGUGGGAAACAAAAACGAUGACCCCAACUCCAAGGUGGUCGAGACAACUGAUGCACAGAAGUUUGCUGAACAAAUGGGCAUCAACCUUUUUGAGACGAGCGCAAAAGAAAACAUUAAUGUUGAAGAGAUGUUCAACUGCAUCACAGAGCUGGUGCUCCGAGCCAAGAAGGAGGUGAUGGCCAAGCAGCAGCAGCAGCAACAGAACGACGUGGUCAAACUCACUCGGAACAGUAAACGGAAGAAAAAGUGCUGCUAGCAACGUACACGCCAUCAUUUCUUCACGCUCGUACACACACAGGAUGGGACUCAACGUCUAAAUUCAAGAGCAGAUCAAGAUUUAAUAAAAUAUACGCUAAAGAUUCCAACAAAACAUGGAAAAGUAAUUGUCCCCUUUGGACAAAGUAAUCAUGAAGAAAUAUAUGUACAGAUUUUAUUCUUUAAAAACGUCCGAUCAAGUCUUAUUUGGGCUGUAAAGUGAGGAUGUGCAUACUGACAAGUGACUGCCAUCUAACUCAUCUUCUCAUCCUUCCUCCUCACUGCACGGGACUUUCAGCGCUGGAGGAGAAGGGGAUUUAUUUUUUCUACUUUGAUUUUGGAGGAAGGUUGUUGGGGGGGGGGGGGUUCCACUUCUGCACUGGUCAGCAUCACCACAGCUCACGCCAAGAAAGCAAUCAAAAGUAGGAUUUUUUUUCCAACACAAAAAUGCUCGAUGACUUCAGCAACCAACAUUCAUUUUUUUUUUUUACGUUUCUCGCCUCUUAUUUUGCCAAGCGUCAGACUUCUUGCCCCCUCUAACUUGCAGUCGUGCUGAGCCAACAACGUUUUUGUUUCUUUUUUUUUUUUUGAAGCAAUAGCUCUGACAGCACAGUCUUAACAUACUUUCAAUUUGACCUUUUUUAUUCUUCACUUCCAUACUGCCAAUGUGACCAACAUCAUCCCAGUUCAGUGGUGCGCCUCAUUGUUGCCAUAGUGACCACUGGGUGGCUGAGCCCACCCCCCCCACCAUUAGCCCCUCCUACUAGUCCCCCGAGGUGGGCCCUCGCCAUCAGCACCAGGAAACACUCUCUUUGCCAAGGUGACUGCCCACAGAUGCUGUCUGGGCAGGUAUGGUCGCAUCACGCCCAGCUUGAAGAAGAUUCUUUAACAGACUAAAGUCAGCGCUUGUUUGCCUCCACUUCUCCCUGCAUGUCACCUUUCCCACUAGUAAAGGCAAGGCUGCUGAGGUAUUUGGGAGAUGAACUGACUUCCAGGUUAGGUUCAGCAUUCUGUAAAGACCGCCAGAGCACACAAAAUGCUAUCCAAUCCCACAUGCUAUCGUUACUAUUCAUAGUGUGUAUGUGUGUGUGUGUGUGUGUAUAUAUAUAUAUAUAUGUACAUAUCUAAACACACAUAUAUGUGUGAGUGUGUAUAUAUAUGUAUAUAUAUGUAUAUACAUAUAUAUUUGUGUACAUAUAUGUAUAUAUGUGUAUGUAUAUUAUAUGUAUUAUAUAUAUGUGCAUAUAUAUAUAAUAUAUGUAUUAUAUAUGUAUAUGUAAUAUAUGUAUAUUGUAUGUAUGUAUGUAUGUAGAUAUAUGUAGAUAUGUGUGUGUAUAUAUGAAGAUAUGUGUAUGUAUAUAAAUAUAUGUAGAUAUGUAUGUGUAUGUAUAUAUAUGUAGAUACAUUUAUCUACAUAUAUAUACACACAUAUCUACAUAUAUAUACACACACAAAUAUCUACAUAUAUGUAUAUACAUACACACACAAUCUACAUAUAUAUGUAGAUAUUCGUGUGUAUAUAUGUAGAUAUGUGUAUGUAUGUAAAUAUAUAUAGAUAUGUGUGUAUAUAUAUGUAGAUACAUUUAUCUACAUAUAUAUAUAUAUAUAUAUAUACAUAUCUACAUAUAUAUACACACACACAAAUAUCUACAUAUACGUGUGUAUAUAUACACAAAAAUCUACAUAUAUGUAUAUAUACACACACACAAUCUACAUAUAUAUAUCUAUAUAUAUAUAUAUAUAUAUAUGUGUCGAUAUAUAUGUAGAUAUAUGUAUAUGUAUGUAUAUAUGUGUGUAUAUGUAUAUAUAUAUGGAUAUAUAUUUAUACAUAUAUGUGUGAUAUAUAUUUUAUAUAUAUAUAUGUGUGUAUAUAUAUAUAUGGAUAUAUAUACAUAAUGUGUUAUAUAUAUUUUAUAUAUAUCUAUAUAUUUAUAUAUGUAUACAUAUAUAUACACAGACACACAUAUACAUAGAUACACACAUGUAUAUGUGUGUGUGUGUGUUAUAUAACAUUUAUUUUACAUACAUGUAUAUAUUUAUUCAUAUAUAUGUAUGUGUAUAUAUACAUAAAUAUAUGUGUGUUAUAUGAUAAAUAUUGUGUAUAUAUAUGUAUAUCUAUAUGCUUUAUAUAUAGAUGUAUGUAUAUAUAUAUAUAUGUAUAUAUGUAUAUAUAGAUAUGUGUUUGUAUUCAACACAUCAUGGGUCAGCCAAAAAGGGGAUGAGAUAAAUGUUCCUUGUGUGCUCGUAUUGAAACACACUCUGUGGUUUGCUGUACACUGGACAAAAAAAAAAAAAAACAACAACACAGAAAUGUAAUAAUCAUUUUUGCCCCACAUGAAUUUAAUCAAUAAUAAAUAUUUGAAAGUAAUAAACAUUUGAACACAUUAUAACUGAUCUCAUUUGUCAGUGACUUGUGGCCUGAUCAUUUUCAAACCUGUGUCUAUUUUUGGAAUAUGUGAAUAAUAAUAAAUAUGUGGGAGGAUA
This is a messenger RNA of Nerophis ophidion (straightnose pipefish), 3321 nucleotides long. It is a transcript of the gene rab35b, whose product is annotated as RAB35, member RAS oncogene family b. Gene Ontology annotation, biological process: endocytic recycling. The transcript has 6 exons. NCBI's taxonomy places the organism in Eukaryota, Metazoa, Chordata, Actinopteri, Syngnathiformes, Syngnathidae. The record is from RefSeq and is a predicted model, not a curated record. Bases 233 to 838 code for a protein of 201 amino acids. Gene Ontology annotation, molecular function: GTPase activity; GTP binding. Gene Ontology annotation, cellular component: plasma membrane; endosome membrane.